This is a messenger RNA of Penicillium griseofulvum, 531 nucleotides long. RefSeq lists its product as uncharacterized. The record is from RefSeq and is a predicted model, not a curated record. The transcript is spliced from 2 exons. Bases 1 to 531 code for a protein of 176 amino acids. NCBI's taxonomy places the organism in Eukaryota, Fungi, Ascomycota, Eurotiomycetes, Eurotiales, Aspergillaceae.
AUGACGGGUGAGGGAGGUCUCGGGAAGAAGCGCCCGGCCCCAGAUGACCCCGAUGUCGCGCAACCGUUAACGAAGAGAUUUGGAGGCCUACGACUAGAUAAUAGCCUGCCAAUCUCCGCUCGGGCCCAAUCCAAGGGGCAUAUUCAGCAUAUCCAUAACCAGCAUAACCAACCUGACAUUGACCAUCUUCAAACCCAAUUUAACCAGAGACCUCCUUCCCCCGAACCAAUGCUCUUGGAUGACACCAAGCAUACGACUUACAUCCACAACUUGGACCAAGAAUUAAUCGAAGACGACUCUCCUGGUUUGAUCUUUUCACCAUUUGCAAAGAAAGUGCUCUCAGUCCCUCAAUCCGUUCUAACCGACUCGAAAUCGGGAAAAGAACUCGUUCUUUAUACGGAACCAGUUUCCCUCACGGUUCCCAAGGAAAAAGACAACGUUCGAAAGGCAAUUCUUGAAUGUCGAGCACGAGCUAGAGAGAACAAGGUUACGGAGAAGGAGGAUUUAUACGAUCCAAUGGAUAUUGAUUGA